Molecule: messenger RNA, 2635 nt
Organism: Podospora bellae-mahoneyi
Lineage: Eukaryota; Fungi; Ascomycota; Sordariomycetes; Sordariales; Podosporaceae
Exons: 6
Coding region: 717-2450 (577 amino acids)
Molecular function (GO): CoA-ligase activity
Source: RefSeq, a predicted model, not a curated record
AACGGACUGAGGUGGCACCAUGGGGCAUCUUGUGGAUUCGAACACGUAGAUUGGCCAUCUCACUCCCACAUAGUUUUGUAUGUACUUCUGAAUUGCCCAAUAACAAACCUAUUGUUCCUGAAAACGUCAUCCAAGUGCCACAGAACACCGGCAAUGACUCGAUGUUAGCCAAAUGCCUUCCGAAAGACCUGAUAACCGAGGGGAGACCGGAAGUUGAGCAGUUGGUGGAACUGGCUCGUGCAUGUCUCGCGGUCAGCUACCCCGCAUGUCAAACAGCGCUAGAAGGGGGGUUUACCGAGGAGCUUGGGGCAAAUGCGGGGGAGACUGCGGGGAAGCCUUGCAAGCGAGCAAGUGUUGGUGGGAAUGGAAGCGCCAAGUCCUCAAUCAUGGGGAAAGUGGGCCAGAAACGGGAUUGUGAACGGUUCGGGGACCCUUGUCAACUGUGUCCAAGACGGGGAUUGAGGAUGGCUGGGUCGUCGCCUUGUCUCAGCAUUCGCAUGUUAUCAAAGCAUUGCGUGCUGUCAAAAACCCCUUCUCCUUUUCUUUUAUCUCACCGACUGUGCUGCGCUGAAAACUGGUUUCGUUGACGCUGAGUGGUUGAGACAGCACCACUGAUCAAGCGCUGUUGUAUCAAAGAACGACAUUCCCAGCCAACAGGUUCGGCCGUGCCAGUUUAACAACUCAACACACUACAACCGUGACAAAACUGUGUCAAGAUGGUCUUUUACCCCCCUCCUUGGGUCCCGAAGCUCCCAUUCGACCCCCCUGAUUCGAUUACCAUUGGAGAGUUUAUGAAGAAUGAGAUCUACGGUCGUCGCCCAAUUGCAAAGAGCCGGAAUCCCUUCACCUGCGGCUUGACAGGCAAGACAUAUGGUGUAACCGAGCAGCACAACCGCACCGAGCUUCUCGCGAGGGCAUUGUCUAAGGUUAUGGGCUGGGAGCCAAAUGUUGAUUCGCCGUGGGACAAGGUCAUUGCUGUUUUCUCUGUCAAUACUAUUGACUACCUGUCUGUGCUUCAUUCAGUCCACCGACUGUCCGGUAUCGCUACACCUGCCAACGUCGCCUACUCAGCCGGAGAGCUUGAGCACCAGCUUCGUUCUUCAGGAGCCAAGGCACUGUUCACCUGUGUGCCAGUUUUGGAGACCGCCUUGACGGCUGCAAAGGCGGUAGGGAUUCCAGAUGACAAGAUCUUUAUCAUGGAUGCGCCAGUGCAUUCAAAGAAACUCCCCUACAAGACUGUGGAUGACUUGAUUCAACUGGGUCAGUCCGUACCUGAGCUCGAGCCCCUGAAAUGGGUUAAGGGUCAGGGUGAGAGACAAGUGGCAUUUUUGUGCUACUCCAGCGGCACUUCUGGUCUGCCAAAAGCUGUCAUGAUCUCGCACAAGAACGUUAUUGCGAACACCAUGCAAUUUUGCAUCUACGACUCAGUCUCAAGAGAAAAGCUUGGGGUGGAAACACAAACGGCUUUGGGAUUGCUGCCAUUCAGCCACAUUUAUGGGCUGGUGGUCAUCGCUCAUUCUUCAGUUUGGAGAGGCGAUGGCGUCAUUGUCCUCCCCAAGUUUGAUCUAACAGAGUAUCUCCAGGCCAUUGAAAGGUUCAAGAUCAACUAUCUUCCUUUGGUUCCUCCAAUCGUCAUCCGUAUGUUGAGUAGCAGAGACAUCCUCAAGAAAUAUGACCUGAGCAGUGUCAGACUUCUCUUUACCGGAGCAGCGCCUCUUGGAAAGGAGACAGCUGAGGAGCUCCUGAAGAUCUACCCAACGUGGCAUGUGGGUCAGGGAUACGGCAUGACUGAAUCGGCUACCGUCGUAUGCACCACCAGCGAACACGAUAUCCACCAAGGCACAUCUGGGUCUCUGGUGCCAGGCACACGGGCCAAGAUCAUUGAUCAAGACGGCAAGGAGAUCACCGAGUACAACAAGCCAGGGGAGCUUCUGGUUCAGUCACCCUCCAUCACUCUCGGAUACCUGAACAACGAGAAGGCUACCGCCGAAGCUUAUGUCUGGGAUGAGGAUGGAAGAUGGCUGAGGACCGGCGAUGAGGUCAUUGUCACCAAGGCGCCCAGUGGGUAUGAGCACAUUACCAUUGUGGACCGGCUCAAGGAGUUGAUCAAGGUCAAGGCCCACCAAGUCGCCCCAGCCGAACUCGAAGCCCACCUCCUCACUCACCCAGCCGUCGAUGACUGCGCGGUCAUUGCGGUUCCUGACGAGCGCGACGGCGAAGUACCCAAGGCUUUUGUGGUAACACCGGCGUCCAUGGCCGGGCGGAAGGACGAGGACAUGGCGGCUGAGAUUCUCAAGCAUGUCCAGGAUCACAAGGCGCACUACAAGUGGCUCAAGGGCGGUAUUGAGUUCAUCGAUGCUAUUCCCAAGAGCCCGAGCGGCAAGAUCCUGCGUCGCUUGCUUCGGGAUAGGGAGAGGGAGGCGAGGAGAGCGGCGGGCGCGAAGCUUUGAGUGGCGGCUGUUUUUGGAUAUUGAGUAUUGUUUUGGAAAGCCAUGGUAGUGUUUGCGUGUUGGAUAGUAAUGGAAGCUAGUAUUUCGGAGAAUCUUCAACCUGUUAGCCAAAUUCUGGAAUGCCUGUCGUUCAGAGUGGUUGAGGACUUGAUCUCUACCUACAAAUCAUGUCACCAUCAUUCAAC